CGCGUUAGGAGUUAACGUUGCAAGCCGCGGUCACACUGGUGCGCAUUGUUUUCCGUCGCGUGUGAAAACUGCCGAGUGUAUAGAAACUGCAAAUUAAGAGAAAACUUCUGCAAUUCUGAAAUUGUUGAAAGAUCGUACUUGUACUGUGAUGACAAGAUGAAGUUCCGCGCACUGAUGCAAGAUCCGCUGUACAUGAAAGAGUUCCAGGCUAUUGUGGCCACUCUGACCAAGCUGGCGAAAGAUUGCGUGAUGAUUCUGGGCUCUCGGCAGAUGCAUUUCAUCGUAAACGAGGAUCAGAGCUCCUCUGCAUCGCCCUUGGUUUGGGCGGGAAUAGCAGCCGAGGAGUAUUUUCCGGAGUAUCGCAUGGAGGCUGCUCACCCGGAACAGGAGUACAUAGUUCUGGGCGUGUCUUCGGCGAACCUCGGAAGAGCUUUAUCUGUGCUUCGCGGUGGAGGCGUUAACAGCUGCAAAUUAAAGCUGCAAAGGAUUCAAUUUCCGUGCAUUUCGGUAAUUGCCUCGGUGCUUACGUCGUCUUCAACAGAAGCUCGUGAAGUGGUGCACGAUGUUCCAGUGACCAUAAUCCCGUGCAGCGAUUGGUCUGCCUACGUUGUACCAAGAGUUCCACCCUCGCAGUUGGCUUUAGGCCUACCAAGCCUAAGAUUGCUCAAAAGUCUCAUUGACAAGCUAAAGAAUAUAUCACCCAGCCUUGAGUUCCAGGCCAACUUGGACGGAGAGCUCAAUGUCAUAGCCACCUCUGAAAUGUCCACUGUGACUAGCCGAUUUCAGAAAUUACUAAUUCGAACUGUGGCUGGAUCCCAGCGGGAAGCGUCCUGCUCUGUGGAUUCAAGAAAAGCCUCGGCCUUCUUCGGAGCACUGCAACUCCCUAAUGAGGAACUCAGUAUUGGGAUUGACCGUGAGCACUCCAUUCAUUUGCAAAUCGACGUUCGACAGGAUGUUGUUCUGCACUCUAUUCUGCCAGCUGUUUGUAUGUAGAUUAAGUGCUGGUUUGGUUAGCUAACUUGUAAUAAAUGCGAUUGAUGUAUCGCCGUGUAAUAAAAGUUCAUCAAUACAAAAUUCUUUCCCAGAAGAAAUCGUCGAUGCUAAUUGAAAUUAUCUUUUUUCCGCUCUUAUGUUCAUGUGUUUAUAUGGCGUUAUCGCUUAACUAAAUAUCUGCUUUACAACUAAUGCAGCAUUUUCCUUUUUGGUAAACCUAGCAUGAUUUCACGCGUUCUACGAUAUUGUGCGGGUCAUAUGUACAUGUAUGUACAUACAUAUAUGUUUGUGUUUGUAUCUUUUUAUUGUUAGGAGACGGCAUUCAAAAUGUACAAGGACAUUCUACCUUACCUUUAUUAUUAUUAGGCAUAUUAUUAUAUGCCUAAACUUUUAAAAUUGGAUCUUUUUUUUUUUUAAUAAUGGAGAAUAUUACCGGCGCUAAAUACAUACAUUUAAUUUAAAAUUUAAAUCGUUGGGAUAGAACCAUUUCGGCAAUUAAUGCAUUGCUUGAA
Messenger RNA from Drosophila erecta, 1505 nucleotides. RefSeq names its product checkpoint protein HUS1 (gene Hus1-like). NCBI's taxonomy places the organism in Eukaryota, Metazoa, Arthropoda, Insecta, Diptera, Drosophilidae. The coding region runs from base 157 to 993 and encodes 278 amino acids. The record is from RefSeq and is a predicted model, not a curated record. The transcript has 2 exons. Gene Ontology annotation, biological process: double-strand break repair via homologous recombination; mitotic DNA replication checkpoint signaling; mitotic intra-S DNA damage checkpoint signaling. Gene Ontology annotation, cellular component: checkpoint clamp complex; site of double-strand break; nucleolus.